Molecule: messenger RNA, 1197 nt
Organism: Penicillium canariense
Lineage: Eukaryota; Fungi; Ascomycota; Eurotiomycetes; Eurotiales; Aspergillaceae
Product: GPI-anchored transamidase
Exons: 1
Coding region: 1-1197 (398 amino acids)
Biological process (GO): proteolysis; protein localization to cell surface; attachment of GPI anchor to protein
Cellular component (GO): GPI-anchor transamidase complex
Molecular function (GO): GPI-anchor transamidase activity
Source: RefSeq, a predicted model, not a curated record
AUGCCUCUACUCCUUCGCUUGCUGCAAGUGCUUUCGCUCCUGCUCCUCGCUGGAGUAGUGACCGCCGAACACACAUCCAACUGGGCCGUGCUGGUUUCGACGUCCCGAUUCUGGUUCAACUACCGCCACCUCGCCAAUGUCCUCUCCCUAUACCGAACCGUUAAGCGUCUCGGCAUUCCCGACUCGCAGAUCAUCCUCAUGCUUCCCGAUGACAUGGCCUGCAACCCGCGCAAUGCGUUCCCCGGAACCGUGUACAGCAACGCAGAUCGCGCGGUGGAUCUCUACGGCGACAACAUCGAGGUAGACUACAGGGGCUAUGAGGUGACGGUGGAAAACUUCAUUCGGCUAUUAACCGACCGUCUGGACGAAGAUGUGCCUCGGAGUAAGCGUCUUGGGUCUGACGCCGGUAGCAAUGUGCUGGUGUACAUGACGGGCCACGGAGGAGAUCAGUUCUUGAAGUUUCAAGAUGCCGAGGAGAUUGGCGCAUGGGAUUUGGCCGAUGCGUUUGGACAGAUGUGGGAGAAAAAGCGUUAUCACGAACUUCUGUUCAUGAUUGAUACGUGCCAAGCCAACACGAUGUACACCCAUUUCUACUCGCCCAACAUUGUCGCCACGGGCUCCAGCGAGCUUGACCAAUCUUCAUAUUCCCACCAUGCGGACAACGAUGUCGGUGUUGCAGUCAUUGACCGCUGGACCUACUAUGUGCUAGAGUUCCUCGAGACUCAAGUGACGAGCGCCAACUCCAAGUUGAAUCUGGGAGAUUUGUUUGACUCAUACGAUAUGUCGAAGAUUCAUUCGCAACCGGGUGUCCGCUGGGACCUAUUCCCAGGCGGCGAGCAAGAAGGCCGCCUGCGCACUGUGGUGGAUUUCUUCGGUAACGUGCAGAAUGUCGAGGUCGAAAACGUUAAUGCCACCGAACCUGGCUCCUUGAAAGAAGACCUGGCAGAGAUCGCACGACUAGUCGAGAAGUGGCACAAGCGAGAUGAGGAAUACUCCGUUGUUCUCGGCAAUUCUUCCCAGCCUCGAAACAAGGAUAUGCAGUCAUCUAGUGUACAUUUGAGCCCGAAAAAGACCGUUGGCCCAACGAAGAUGGAUGAGGAUAGCAACUGGGCAAAACGCCUGGUUGGUUUGUCAGUACUUGGUUUAUGCACCGCUAUCUGGCUGGCUGGGUCAAUUCUGGGUCGAUCAGUGGCCUAG